ACAACAUAAUAUUGUGGGAUGGGUUCUUGUUUGUCGCACCUACGUGUUGGUUUUAAAGUUUUGGACCUACCCGCUAAAAAAGGCUAAUAUACUUUUAAUUUACACUAAUUAGCUAAGUCCUUAGUUGGGUUCUGCAAUGUUAACGAAUUGAUUGAAGAGUCGAAACGCCUCUUUUAUUUUUCAAAAUAUGGCAAUUUCCUGCUUCUCAAAUAUUAAGGAUUUCGCCCUGACGAGGCCGCCGGUGGUUGUUUUCACCAGUUGUCUCCUUGUCCUUUCUUUGGGAACUAUAUUCAUGGCUCGCUACAUUGAUCACUAUGAAAAUCUGCCGGAUCCGGACUACCCAUAUGACUGGAGCACGAUUUUGAAAAAUAUGGCUGAUUUAGAACUCUGUGCACAACCUGAAAAAUCGAAUGAAUUGAAGUCAGAGACGAAGACAGAUAAAUCUGGCAGUGAGCAAAAUAUUGUCAGUAGGACCGCUGUAAUCCAACUUCCUCAAAUUCCGCACAAUAAACUGAGCAAUUAUACUAAAAUUAGCGGAAAUGUCGCGGGCACCUUACUUGGAUUAGAUGGUAGCGACGCAGAAAUUACCAUCAGCUUUAUUUUGGUAACGAACGGUACAAGUGACCAUUCUGUUUGUGCAACAUUCACUGGACCACAAUCAAAGAUGCCAAGCUCGGAAUACGCUUUCCAGUGUCAGUCAAACCAAAUAUAUCCAGUCGAAAAAUAUUCUCAAUUUAAUGCAAGACUGAAAGACCCGAAAAAUGAUGAUCCAAAAUGGUGCUCGGAUGGAACACAACUGCAACUCGAUUAUAUUCGCAUUCUGUCACUUAAAGAGAGUGACAAGGAGAUCAUCAAAAUGCAUUUGAUGCACACCAGUUUCUUCCUGCUCUCUAUUGCGCUUGCUCUGAUUUGUUACGCUAUAGUGAAUGGACGAAGGACUCACAUUCCAAUUGGCGAUCAUGCCAAAGUGCCGCUUGGUCUGUGAAAUAACUUCUUAAUUCCUUUUUAAAGACUGCUGAGAUGUAUUUUUCUUUGUAAUAACCCGCUUGCCUACAAUUCAUUAAGUUUCUUUUUUAAAUUGGCAAAAUUUAUUUUAUACUUUUAGAAUUCAAUUCAAUCAGAUUUCUCCAAAUAAAAUGGUUGAACCAUUGUAACAAAGCAAA
This is a messenger RNA of Cloeon dipterum, 1163 nucleotides long. RefSeq names its product transmembrane protein 248-like. The record is from RefSeq and is a predicted model, not a curated record. The transcript is spliced from 5 exons. The coding region runs from base 188 to 985 and encodes 265 amino acids. Lineage: Eukaryota; Metazoa; Arthropoda; Insecta; Ephemeroptera; Baetidae.